Messenger RNA from Phialemonium atrogriseum, 9352 nucleotides. RefSeq lists its product as uncharacterized. Lineage: Eukaryota; Fungi; Ascomycota; Sordariomycetes; Cephalothecales; Cephalothecaceae. Bases 451 to 9312 code for a protein of 2953 amino acids. The record is from RefSeq and is a predicted model, not a curated record. The transcript is spliced from 11 exons.
GAGGCUUGCCCGGCCUCUUUUCUUCCCACAUCCUCCCCGAUCCAGAGACACCCCCUUUCCUAUCAAUCAAUUUUCCCAAUAGCUUUCUUUUCCCUGAAAGUCUCCCCAAUCCAUACCCCAACCGGACGGCAGAAGCUGCAUAUCAAGCUUCCCGUCUAUAUCAAAUUUCUAAGCAACAUCCGAUUGUUUACACGAUACCCCCCCCCCCCUUUUUUAUACCCAUUGAUUUUUGUCUCACGCCCACGAAACGUGACCCCCAAUACCCAAUACCCUAUACCCAAUACCUCAAGCCAACGGUAAACCGAAAAAAAAGCCCCACCAUCCACUUGGGUAGCCAUCUGCAGCUCCCCGAGACCCGAAGUAGACCUGCAUGGAGGAUAAUAAAGACGCCCCUACGGUCGUCGCUGUCGAACUUCUCCCCGACCAGGCACAGGCUGAGGUCCCACAAGUAUGAGUGAUCCAAGAGGUGUCCAGUACUGUCCUGUCCGGACGAACAUUAAUUGGUCCGAGGUGCAGUUCGCCGACUUCAACAAGGUCGAGGUCGCCCGGUUCUCCGAUGUCAAGUACUUCGAGCCGUCAGAUUCCGAGGAGGAGGAGGACGAAGCAGAGGACGGAGAAGAUGCCGAAGAGCAGGACGAGGAUGGCGAGGAAGAUGCCGGUAAGUCCGGGGCCGACGUAAAAGGCGAGGGAGCGGUAGCAUCCCCGUCGACGUCGUCGCCCCCGGCCACGCCGACAAAGGACGCCAAGAAGGCGAAGAAGGCGGCCAAGAAGGCGGCUGCCAAGAAGGCUGCCAAGCUGGAGAAGGCCGCGGAGGCGGAGACCGCCGCCGCCGCCGCCGCUGAGAAGGAGGAAGAAACCCCGUCCAAGGACCAGGAUGCCUCGCCCGGCAAGAAGAAGGGCAAGGGCAAGGGCAAGAAAGACAAGAAGGGCAGCAAGGGCAAGAACGCAAAGAAGUCCGAGCCGGCCGUCGUCGCCAAGUCGGCCGAGGAGCAGAAAUCAUCCCCUGCCGCCACCGCCGCCGCUCCCGCAGAGGAGGCCGCGGCCGAGUUGAAGGAGGCAGUCCCAGAAGCAGCACCCCCCGCGCCCGCGGAAGAGCCGGCAAAACCCGAGGAGCCGGCCCCGGCAGUGGAGGCGGAGGAGGCAAGCGAGGACGCUCCUACUCCCCCGGCGCAGGCAGCCGAGGAGCCAUCGAAGCCCGAGGAAGCUACCGAGGCAGCAGCGCCUGCCUCUUCCGAAGAGGAGCAGGUCCCGCCCGCCGCCGCCGCCGCCGUGGCCGCAACCGAGGUUGCGCAGGAGGAGGAGGCGAGCAGCGAGCCAGCACCCAAGGCAGAGGAGGCGGAGGAGGAGACCGCGAAACCAGAGGAGGUUGCGCAGCCUGUGGAAGCCGGCGAGCCGGUGGAUCCUGCUGCUGAGGAGACGAGCGCGCCAGACGCGAUCGCGGAAACCGAGGUGGUGGAGGUGGAGGCGGAGGUGGCAGAAGCACCGCCCGCUGCUGCUGCGGAGGAGGCGGCGGAACCCGAGAAAGCCGACGAGCCGGCGGCCGCUGUCGCUGAGGAGACUAGCCCGGCUGCCGAAGUCGAGGUUGCGGAGGCCAAGGAGGAGGACGCCUCGGCGCCUGCUCCGGAGGAAGCUCCCGCUGCUGAAAACGACGAGCCUGCGGCGCCUGCCACUGUUGAAAGUGGAGAGGCCGAGGGCGAGGCGGAUGAGGCGGCGGUGGUCGAGGCGGAGGAGCCAAAGGUAAGUGAGGAGGAGGUAGGUGCUGAGGCUACCAGCGCGGAGGUGCAGGGCGAAGACGCCCCAGCCGCUGAGCAGGGGACCGAUGUGGAGGAGCAGGCCGAGGGCACCGCAGCCGCCGAAGAGGAAGCCGUUGAGGCUAAGGCGGAGGACGCACCGCCCGUCGACAAAGACGAACCUGCCACAGCAGAGCCAGGCGAUGAUGACAAGGCUGGCGGGGAAGCCGAAGCCGCGAAAGAGCCCGCCACGGACGCACCCGCCGAGGAGGCCGCGCCCGAGGCUGCCGCAGAGGUCGUCGAGGAGGCCAAGGUCGAGGAGGACUCGACUGCGCCAACCGAAACCGAAGCCGGGAAGGACGAGACCGCCGGCGAGCCGGCUGCUGCUGCUGCUGUUGUCGAGAGUGGCGAAACCGCAGAGGAGGAGAGCCCCGCCGGGGAAGCCGCGGACGACCUGCCGCCCACUAAUGAUGACUCCGUCGGGGUCAAGGGCGAGGAGGCGGCCGUGGUGGAGGCUGGCGAGGGUGCUCCUCCUGCUGAGGUAGAGGAGAAGGCUGCAGUUUCUGAAGAGAAACAAGAUGAGGGUGCUGAGACCGCUGCCGUCAAGGUCGAGGAGAGCACACCCGCUCAAACUGACAAGGAGGAGGAGCCCGCAGUCGAACACACAGCCACCGAAGAUCAACCCAGUGGCGAGGAGGCACCUCUAGCUACUGAGUCUGCGCCUGCGGAGGACGCGGCUGUCACCGAGACACUGGAAGAAGAGGCUAAGGAAGCCGAGAGCGUAGACAAGCCAGAACAGGACACAGAGGCAGACGAGGCUGCUGCUGCGACGGAAAGCGCCCCUGGCGAGACUGGUGCAGUUGAGGCAAGCGAGACUGUGGAAUCCAAGGAGUCCCAGGACCAGAGCACGCCGGACGACGGUGCCAGUCAACCUGCAAAGGGAGAUGAAGUUGCGGAACCCCUCGUUGAGUCCCGCGAGAUUGCUGACGAACCGAGCGGCGAUGCCCAGGAGAGCCAAGACGAAGAACCUGCCGCAGACGCGGAGAAGUCAGAGGCUCAGGAAGUGGCUGAACAAAGCGAUGAACCAGCUGCUCCCGUUGCUGAGGCAGCUGCGAGUGGGGACGAUCAAGAGCCAGCCAAACAAGAGGAUUCUUCCGCUGUUGAUGAGGCAGGCCCCAGCGCCGACGCCGAGGCGUCACCGGCGGACCCCGAAGAGGCCGCACCGGCGCCAAGCACCAAGACUGGAGCCGACGUCGAGGCAAGCAAUGAGGCCGAACCUCAGUCAACAGACGUCGCCGAGCCUGAAACCUCUGCUACUGAGGAGGCGGAGGCGGAGGCUGAUCCGGCACCCGAGCCCGCACCGGAGCUAUCCGAAGUGACGGAUGCUCAGGAGGCUGACGACCUUCCGGCGGAGACCCAAGCAGAGGCCCAAACAGAAGACGCCGAGCCUGCUGCGGAAAUAGUGGCCAAGACGGUUGAAGAAGACGCCGAAGCUGAGCCUAGCGACGCCGCCAAGGCAGACGCAGAAGCCCAAACCCCGGACCCGGUCGAGGCAAAGAAAGAAGAACAGGAGGCCGACGAGGCAGCCGCGCCCACGACAGACGACGCAGAGGCUCCUCCCACGGAGGCAAAAUCGGAAGAGCAGCCCGCCGCAAAAGAUGACGAACCCGCGGAGGAAGCCCCUGCUUCUCAGGAGGCCGUGGAGGAGCCAAGCUCCGCCGAAGCAGAAGCCGCGGACCAGCCACCGACAGCCGAGGAGGCCCCAGCCGAAGCGGCUGACACGGCCGCGGCAGAACAGCCCGCCCCCACCGAUAAGAAGUCCGCCCCUACGGCCCCCGCCGAAGAGCCGGAAUCUGCCACCGAGACAACCAAGCCAGAUGGCCAGGAGGAGCAGGCGGCAGCCGAAGACGCACCCGCACCAGAAGAAGUUGCGGUCGAGGCGCCAGCCGUCGGUGAGGCGGAAGGCGAGCAGAAGCCGGCUGCCGAUGAAGCUGCCGCGGUCGUUGUGGAAGAGGAGCAGAAAGAGCCUGCCGACGGUGAGCCCGCUGUUGCUGCUGCGGGCGGCGAAACAUCGGUUGAGGCCGUAGCCGAAGCCGCCGCCGCUGACGAUGCUCCUGCCGAAAAGAGCAAUGAGGCUGUUGUCGAGGAUAAGAAGGAUGAGGUCGUUGAAGAAACCAAGGACGAGCCUGCUGAGGAUGCCAAGGACGAGCCCGCCGAUGAAGUUAAACAGGAGCCCGUCGAGGAAGCCAAGGACGAGCCUGCUGAGGAGGCUAAGGACGAAUCUACCGAGGCUGCCGAAGUCGUGCCCGUGGAAGAUGCCAAGGAUGAGGCGCCUGAAGAAACAAAGGACGCACCUGUCGAGAGCCAAGUCGAGGCUGCCGCAGAAAUUAAGGAGGAGGCUGUCGAAGAAGACAAGGACCAGCCGGCUGAGGCUGGCGAAGAUGAGCCUGUCGCGGAAGCCAAGGAUGAACCUGCGGAGGAGGCCAAGGAGGAAGCUGCCGAUGCAGCCAAGGAUGAGGCUGCUGAUGAGUCUAAAGAUGAACCUGUCGAGGAGGCCAAAGAUGAGGUGGUCGAGGAGGCCAAAGAAGAUGUGGUCGAGAGCAAGGACCUUCCCGCCGAGACCGAGGCCGUGGCUGCGGAGGCCGAGACUGGAGCCGGCGAACAGCCCAAGUCAGAGCCCGCCGACGAUCAACCCGAGGCCGAUGCCGCGGGAGGCGACGUUGAAGAGCCGUCGGUCGAGGAGAGCCAAGACAAGCCCGCUGAGGAGGCGCCUCCCACUGAGCAGGUUGCCGACGACAAGGAGGACGGGCCGGCUAUUGCGGACAACGCUGAAGAGGCCGCUGUUGAGGAGAGCAAGGAGGAACCUGCUGCUGAAGAAAAUAAGGAGCAGCUUGUUGUCGAAGACGCGAAGGAUGAGCCUGUCGUUGAGGAAAGCAAGGACGAGCCCGUGGUCGACGAAAGCGAGGAUGAGGCUGCCGUCGAAGAAACCAAGGAAGAACCUUCUACCGAGGAAAGCAAAGAUGAGCCUACUGUUGAGGAGGCGAAGGUAGAAGACGCUGCUGAGGAGGCCAAGGAAGAACCAGCUGUCGAAAACAAGGAGGAGCCUCCUGUGGAAGAGACCAAAGAAGAACCCGCGACCGAAGAGGCCAAAGAAGAGCCAGCCGCCGAGAGCAAGGAUGAGGAAGUCAGCGACGACGACGCCAACACGGACAAGGAGAUGCCAACCAUCGAGGAGGAAAGCCAAGAGCAACCGGCUGCAAACGACGGGACCGAGGAAGGUGCUAAAGCAUCUACAGGUGAGGAACACCCAGCGUUGCUUGAUACCCCAGGGGACGAUGUGCGGGAGGUUUCGGCCGGCAUUUCAGGACCAACCGACGGGGACUUGCGAGACGUGGAUACGGCGCCAGACCAUACUACCACCGAUCUCUCUGGUGUGAUUGUGGAAGAUGCUGUUCCAGAUGAGCCACAACAAGACAGCGAGAUCACCACCGCUGCCAACGAGGUCGGUGACUCGGCAGCGGACGAGCCUGCAGCUCUCGAAUCUCAACCCACCGAACUUGAACAACCUCAAGAGCCCACAGCUGAGGAUGACGGCCAAGUACCUGCUGAAUGUGUUGCACGAGCAGAAACAGAAGAGCCCUUGCCAGAAGUAGAGGCCGUCUCAGAAAUCAGCGAUGCUGCAACACCGGAACCCCCAACGGAACACCCAUCUCCGGACGCAGAGCCGGGGAAGAUCAGUGAAUCCCCGGCCUCCGUUGAGGAGGCUGUCCAUGUUGAUCAAGUUGAGCGAGAGGUCGAGCCCGCAGUAACGGCCGAGGAAGACAGCACAAGUCCAGAGGAUCAGGUUGUGGAGGCAACGACGUCAGCACUUGAUUCCCCAGUAACCCUCGAGGCAGAGGCUCCGGCUGAUGUCGCCGGCAACGCAAAUGGUGACGACCUCGGCCCUUCGAGUGAUCCUGCACACCAAGAGGCGACGGGCGGCGAAGUUGACGUUACCACGAGACCCAAAGAAGACGAUGUGGAAGAGCCGUCGACUCAAACAGAAGAUGGUUUGGAAGAAUAUGUUGGUGACCACGCUACUGGCGAGCCCUCGGAAGACCUUCCCACAGACCUAGUCUCCGACACUCUCGCCAUAGAACCCUCUGUUGCGCCGCAGGAGGACCAACCCCCGCACGAAGAUGGCCCAGAUGUCGAGUCGCCAGGGGCCUUGGCCCCUGCCGAGGAUUCAAAGCUCGAAUCAACGGAAACCGGUAGUCUACAGCCGGUGGUUGACGUGGCUGACUCCAAUGUUGAAGAGUCGAGCGUUCAAGAACCCCAAGAUGCUGCGGCGGCGGAAGAACUGCCACAAUCUACGGGAGAUACUCCAAUCCAGCAGGAACUCCCCGUCGAGGAUCAGAAUCCCGAAGUUGCGCAAGGCCCUGCUGAGGAAAUCCAAGGCGACACUGCCAGCACCGAAAGUGAAAACCCGAUCAGCGAGCCGCAACCAGAGGCUGUCCCCGCUGCCUCUAGCGACAGUGCAGAACUUGAGGUGCUGCCAGCCGCUACAUCUGAUGAGCAACCUCCCUUAGAAACAGUCACGGCUGCUGAGGAUUUUUCAACCACCGCUGAUGCCUCGCUGGAUGAACCUGUCCUUUCCGAGGAGGUCCAUGUGGAAGACCUGCCCGUCACAGACGCUGCUGCCUCGCAGGUUGAUGAGCCGACUGAGGAAAGCAUCCUGCCUAGUGAAACACAGGAAGGUCCUGAUGCCCAACCGGCUGCUGACCAGGAAGCUGCUGUCCCAUCACCAAAUGACGAUGCAGAAGAUUCAGUCCAACCGGAACCAGUGUCUGAGCAGCACACCGAUGACGAGAGCACCCACCAGGAUGCUCCAGACCUUCCUGUAGAGGCUGCCAUCAAGGAGGAGGAUGAUGGGGACUUGGCGCCUCUAAGCCACCAAGAGCCGACGGUCGAGGCACCGCAAGCGAUUGAGGCAUCCUCCGACAAAGAAGUGCAUGAUGUGCCUGAGGAAUCCUCCUCACCAGCUGACGACGUUCCCGCUGAAGCCACUGCUCUGGAAGCAACUGCCGAAUUGGAUAACAUCGAAAAGCCAACCACGGAAUCGGAGGACACUGAAAAGCUAUCGUUGGCGAUCCAAGAGAGCGAAGACGCCGGAGCUGCCACUACCUCCGAGGAGGCUCCCUCGAACGUCGAGACAGGUGCACCCAUCCAAAUCUCCGAGCCAGUUGUAGAUGAAACAAUCGUGCCGGCUGCUGAACCGGAGUCACCGAGCUUGGAACCACAAACCUCUCAGGAUGUAACACAAGACCACUCGGAUGACGUGGGGGCCUCAGUUCAAGCCGAAGAGGACGUUGUGCUUGCCGAAACACUCACAAGCGAAGCCCCUGCUGUCGAGACUAGCCCUGAAACUUCCCAGGAGCAGGGAGAAGACGAAUCUCCAGCUGUUGAUGGUCUCGCACAAUCCGAUCCUCACGCAUCAAGCUCUGCUACACAUCAAGAUAUUGAUGAGCAAACACCAGCGGGAGAGAGUGAAGCCUCCGAUCCCGUAACUGCAGCUGAUGCCUCACUUGCUCUGGAUACUUCCCUGGAGGCGCCAGCGAAUCCAGACGAAGCCGAGGAUAGCACUGGCGACAUUGCUCCCGACACUGCGGUCCUUGAUAUACAGGAGGCAGAGCUGAGCCAUUCGGCCGUCGUUGACGACGGCGAGCGCUCGUUGGAGAAGACCGAUACCCAGGAAGCUCUCGAUACUAGCGAAGCCACACUCCUCGAGGUGGUUGAGGACGAUGAACCUGCUCUGGACAGCGAUCGUGGUCUGAGUGACCAAGCUCCUGAACCACCCAAGUCGGCCGAAGUCGCAGAUGAUGCUGUCGCGGUAGAAAGCGAACCUGUCGCCAUCCAGGGCGCAGAGGACAUCGUCAAGGAGGACGGCGAAGCCAUUGACGACUAUGUCAUGGUCGAGCCAGACUCUGUGGCAGAAGCACCCAGCGAUGCAGAGGUUGUACCGUCAGCGUCUGUCGACAAUCUAGUGCUCGAAGCGGAGAAUGUCGAAUCAUCUAAGUCAACUGUCGAAGAAUCUGAGCCUGCUCCAGUUGAUGAUAGCUCCAAGAACGCGGAUCUCAACGAUCACCAGGUAAUCUCUAGCGAACAAUUACUGGCCGAACCCAGCCUGACGGAGGACGUUGCCGUCCCUGAAGUCCUAGCCCAGGCUUCAGGUGAUGAAACUCAAGAUGCGCCCACUGUCCAUGAUCAGCCAGCUUUCGAGUCAGAUCCAGCCUCUGGUGAAGUGGUCUCAACCGAUGAUAUUGCCGAGAGCCAUUUGGUUGCUCCCUCUCUUGAAUCGGAAGACAAAUCAGCUCCAGCACCGGAAGUUAUAGAAAUCGUGCAGGAAUCUCCGCAAGAAGCCGAUGGUCCAAGAGAAAUCGCAACUGAGUCGGACGACAAAGCCAAUGAGGGUGACAUCAAUGACCAACCCGCCGAAGACUCCGGCUUGAAUGCGGAAGCUCCAGCCGUUCCAACAGCCACCAGCGAGGAGGAUCAGCCGGUGGCCACCGAAACCACCUCUGAAGAACCAGCUAGCUCAGACACAGAUGGUCAAGCUAUCAUCCAGGACGAAGAGCCGGCCACCAUCCCCAAUUCUCGGGACCUGGCAGCGCCGGUUGUCGAGACGGAUGCUUUGGAAGCUCAGGAGCCAAGCGAUACUACUCCUCUCAAUAUUUCCGAGGAAGAGACUGCUGAGGCUGUCUUGGCAGAACCUGAAAGCGAUGCAACGGCUGAUGAGCUUAAGCCCGCACCGGACCAUGGCGAAGUCGAGGCGAUCCCCACUGCCAGCGAGGAGCAGGUCUCUGCUGGUGUCGAAGAACACGCGCCACGCGAAACCACUGCGGCUGAACCGACGGAAAGUGUUUCCGAGCCAGCGCAACUGGAGGUUCCUGCAGCUGAGGAGGAAAGCAAGCCCGAAACUCACCCUGCCGAAGAGAGCAUUGUCCUCGUCGAGGCCCCGGUUAUCUCACAGUCGGUCGCAGAGGCUGCUGGACCAGAAACCGUUGAUCUGGCUGGGAUCGUGGCAAACCGCGCCGUCACUGGGCCAAUCGCAGGGGAAGUUCCGGAAGAAGUCGAGAAAGGAGUGACGCAACCAUCCGCUGAGGAGGUUGUGCCAGAACCUAGUCCGGAAGCCGACCUGGGCGAUGCUGUGGCAUCGUUGUCUUCCAUCGCUCAGAGUCGUGGUAUUGUACCGUCUCCUGGAGAGUCCGCUGCUCCUACCAUACUCCAAGAACAGACCACGGUAGAGGAUACUCCAGCACCACACUCGCCAACAGCAGAGGUGCGAUCCCUAUCCUCUGCGGAUAUGGAGUACUCUCAAAUCGAGGACAACAUUCCGCUGUCGGAGUCGUUCCAUAAGAUCGAGAAAGAGCCCGUCACGAAGGACGAGGCCAUUGUGGUGGAGCAGGGAACCGCCGAGGAUCACUCAGAGAAGGGCACGACUACGGGACACUCCAGCCGGGAAUCAGCACCACCGACCUAUUCAGGGCUCCGACUCCUGCUGUGGUCAUCCCUGAUCUUGACGACCCUCUGGCUAAGCAGCUGAGCCGCGCCCGCAGCCUCCGGAAGCAGCGCAGGAACACGAU